CGCGGCGCAGGCGCAGAAGGCGGUGCGCAGGCGCGGAACGUGGUGCGCGUGCGCGGCCCGCGCUCUUCUCUGAGGCCCGGCGCCGCGCGAGGAGGCUGCGCUGCUCGGCCCCAGGAGGACAGCAUGGAAAACUCGACUAUGCAGAACUCAGAUAAUACAGAGGAGGAGAAGACAACAACAGCAGCGGCUGUAAGCAGUGACGGCACUGGCAAUGGUGCUGAAACAGCAGCAGAAGAGCAGAAUAUGGACUUCAGCACGGAAAUUAUGAGUGUAACUGAGAUGGAACAAUCACCUGAUAGUUCCCCUGGCCUGAAUGAAGACAACACGCAAGAAGAGGGGGAAAUUCCAAAUAUUGGGAGUUUACAGACAACAGAUAUUGAGGCUGGCUUCCCUCCGGAUUUUGACAAGUUCUGGAAAGUAGUAGAGGACAAUCCCCAGGAUUUCACAGGAUGGGUCUAUCUACUGCAGUACGUAGAGCAAGAGAACCACUUGCCAGCUGCCAGGAAAGCCUUUGACAAGUUUUUCACACACUAUCCAUAUUGCUAUGGGUACUGGAAGAAGUAUGCAGACCUGGAGAAGAGACAUGACAACAUCAAGCAGUCCGAUGAGGUUUAUCGCAGAGGGCUUCAGGCAAUUCCUCUUAGUGUUGAUCUUUGGAUACAUUAUAUAAACUUCUUAAAAGACACCUUGGACCCUGAUGACCCUGAAGCUAACAGUACUAUUCGAGGAGCCUAUGAACAUGCAGUUUUAGCUGCUGGGACAGAUUUCCGUUCUGACAGACUGUGGGAAAUGUAUAUAAACUGGGAGGAUGAGCAGGGAAACCUGAGGGAAGUUACAUCCAUAUAUGAUCGUAUCCUUGGAAUUCCAACACAGCUCUACAGUCAUCACUUCCAAAGGUUUAAAGACCAUGUCCAGAACAACUUGCCUCGAGACCUGCUGACUUCUGAGCAGUUUAUCCAGCUGCGCAGAGAGCUGGCAUCUGUGAAUGGCCACACAGGGGGCGACGCGUCGGCUGGCGACGACCUGCCCUCGGGUACCGAGGAUAUCACUGACCCUGCCAAGCUAAUCACUGAAAUAGAGAACAUGAGGCACAGAAUCAUUGAGAUUCAUCAGGAAAUGUUCAAUCACAAUGAACAUGAAGUCAGUAAGAGGUGGACAUUUGAAGAAGGGAUAAAGAGGCCUUACUUCCACGUGAAACCUCUGGAGAAAGCUCAGCUAAAAAACUGGAAAGAGUACUUAGAAUUUGAGAUAGAAAAUGGGACGCAUGAACGAGUUGUGGUCCUCUUUGAGAGAUGUGUUAUUUCAUGUGCCCUCUAUGAGGACUUCUGGAUCAAGUAUGCCAAAUACAUGGAGAAUCAUAGUAUUGAAGGAGUGAGGCAUGUCUACAGCAGGGCUUGCACAAUACACCUUCCUAAGAAACCGAUGGUUCACAUGCUGUGGGCUGCCUUUGAGGAACAGCAGGGCAACAUCGAUGAGGCGAGGAGAAUCCUGAAGACCUUUGAGGAGUGCAUUCUAGGCCUGGCCAUGGUUCGCUUGCGCAGAGUGAGCUUGGAGCGCAGGCACGGGAACAUGGAAGAAGCCGAGCGCCUGCUGGAAGAAGCUGUUAGGAAUGCCAAGUCAGUUAGUGAAUCCUCAUUCUAUGCCAUCAAAUUAGCUCGGCACCUCUUCAAAGUACAGAAAAAUCUUCCAAAGGCAAGAAAAGUGCUGUCAGAUGCCAUAGAAAUCGACAAAGAAAAUACAAAGCUGUACCUCAACUUGCUUGAAAUGGAGUACUGUGGUGAUCUCACACAAAACGAAGAAAACAUUCUGAGCUGUUUUGAUAAAGCUGUUAAUGGCUCUUUGUCUAUAAAAAUGAGGGUUACGUUUUCACAGCGGAAAGUGGAAUUUCUUGAAGAUUUUGGUUCUGAUGUAAACAAGCUUUUGGAUGCAUAUGACGAGCACCAAGCACUUCUGAAGGAGCAGGAUACUUUAAAGAGGAGAGCAGAGAACGGAUCGGAGGAGCCAGAUGAGAAGAAAAUGCUCACAGACGAGCAAACCAUGGCAUCAGCACAGAUGAUGGAUGGAGACAUGCAGGUCAAUCAGGCAGCAUACAACUAUAAUGCCUGGUAUCAGUACAAUUACCAGAACGCAUGGAAUUAUGGACAGUAUUAUUCUCCUUCAACUUGAUCAGAAGAGCGAGUGAAGUUCACUGUGCAGUAUCAACAAAGAGUAAAAUAUAUUUUUCUAAAUUAGGGUUGUGAAAGAACUGUUGUAAUACCUGCUUUUUGGUCUUUUGCAUGUAAAAUGAGCUGAUGUUCACAGGGUAUGUGUGAAGCAAGAAUUGUGUGCUGGUAACUGAUAAAAUUGGUAUCUGUACAAUUCUAGUUUACCAUAAAUGCAUUUUUUUUAAUUCCCUGCACUAACUUAUGGAGCUGUCUGAAGCAUUUUGUUCAGUCUCGUAUCGAUCCCUGCACAGGGCUGACCCUGGCUGCCCACCAAGCUGUUCCCUCAUUUCUCCUCAGCCCACAUGGAGAAAGUGUGAUUUCCCAACAGAACCCCACCACCUCGUGUGCUGAGGUCUCAAGGACAGGAGAUUGCUCACCCUUACCACCGUGGGCAGAACAGACUCAGUGUGUGGAAGAUGAAUUCAUAACAGAGCGGGGCAGUGAGAACUAAAAGCAAACGAGAACGCUUUCCUGCCGCUCCCCUUCUUCCCAGCUUCAACGUCUGCCUCAUUCUUCUUGUAUCUAAGCCGUAGGAUUUCCUCCUCUGCUCCUCCUUCCCCUGCUCUUCCCAGCCCCAGGGUGGCCCCUUCCCUUGCCUUGCCUUCAGGAGCUCCUCCCACGUGGCCGCAGGCAGUGAUGCAGGACCUCAUCUGGGCUGCAGCCCUCCUGCACCGUGGUGGGCCGCUCUCCCUGGGCUGCAGCAGCUCUGCGUGGUCCCUGCGUGCUGAGGCACAGCCAGCGCACAGCACCUCCUGCCCCCUGCUGACCUCGGGGGCUGCUGCCCACUUUCGCCCCCCUCGCACAGCUGCUGUGCAAUGUUGAAGCCUUUCUUCAGUGCAGGCUCACAGCAGUGCAGGUGGUGCAGCUCGCUGACUGCGCCUUGGAUGGAGGCGGUGCUUGGGGCGACCCUGCAGGCACCAUCCUGCCCCACAGGCCCAAUGCGGUGCUGUGGAUCUAAGCAGUGAACCUCCCUGUUUUAAAGCAAGCAGUUCUUAGGUCUGUCGGCCCCAGAAGCUGCCCUGGGAGAGGAGCAGCUCUUUGCCCUGUUCUGCUCUCCUUCCCAACCAAAACUUCACCCAUUUCCAUGGUGCGAUGCUGUUCUGCCCCGGUGAGCAAAUCCCAGAUUGCUUUGUUGUAGGCUCGUGGCUGAACCUCUUCAGAUGGAGGUGGCAGCCUCUGAAAGCUGUGAUGUGUAUUUUCUAUUCCACGUGGGGGGGUCAAAAAUUAAAAUGCAGUGCAAAAUGAUGUUGCAUUCUUUUUUUAAGAAGCACAAACUGUGUUUGGGAUGAUUUUUGUAUCUAGAGUUUUUCAUGUACACAAUGUGAGCAAACUUUUUUCAUUUUGAUCAAAGUGAUCAUUCUCAUUUUCGUAAUAAAAGCAAGGAAUUCAGCA
This is a messenger RNA of Lagopus muta (rock ptarmigan), 3596 nucleotides long. It is a transcript of the gene PRPF39, whose product is annotated as pre-mRNA processing factor 39. The record is from RefSeq and is a predicted model, not a curated record. Lineage: Eukaryota; Metazoa; Chordata; Aves; Galliformes; Phasianidae. The coding region runs from base 124 to 2166 and encodes 680 amino acids. Gene Ontology annotation, cellular component: U2-type prespliceosome; commitment complex; U1 snRNP. Gene Ontology annotation, molecular function: protein binding. Gene Ontology annotation, biological process: RNA processing; mRNA 5'-splice site recognition. The transcript is spliced from 14 exons.